Microthlaspi erraticum is the source of this 618-nucleotide messenger RNA. NCBI's taxonomy places the organism in Eukaryota, Viridiplantae, Streptophyta, Magnoliopsida, Brassicales, Brassicaceae. The record is from the annotation of a GenBank genome assembly.
AUGGAUCUGGUCUCCUCAAUGCCCAUGGAGAAAGUUGGUGGCCUUCUGUCGAUAAGUCCUCCCGACCAGUGUGUAGGUAGUUUGGGGAGAGGCGGGAUAUUGGACAAAGUACAAAACGUGAAUGUAAGACAUUGCGUCUUCACUGGAACCUUAUGUGCCGCAAGAAUCAAGACUUGGUCUGGAGGACGAGGGUUUGCCAGAAAUAUAGUGUACGAGGAUAUUACGCUGAUAAAUUCGAGAUUCCCCAUCAUCAUCGAUCAACAGUACAGUGGUAACAAGGCCAAUGCUGUGAAAGUGAGCGACGUAACAUUCACAUCUUUCAGAGGGACGAGUGCAGAUGCUCUUGCAAUACAAAUAAAUUGUGACAAGACGGUAGGAUGUGACAACAUCGUGAUGGAACACAUCGAUAUCACUUCUUCAUCUCCGGGAACGCCUCUCAGCGCGCUCUGCCGAUUCGCACAUGUAGUUACCCGCUUCGUCUCCAUUAAGAUCAGCUGUGGUUUCAGUAAAAAUGAUGAUCCUCCAUCAUCGGAUCCUCAACCUCUUGUAGACGAUGCUCCAUCUCCAGCACCGCUUGCUCAUUCUCCAACACCGUUCUUUUCUUUUCCAUUACUUUAA